AUGGCAGCACCAUGGCGAAUGUGGACUAUUGAAAAGCAAGACAAACUUGCUGAACUCUGGCAGGAACAGCGAGAACUGUAUGAUGUGUCAUGCAGUUUGUACCAUGACAGGGUCGUCCGAGAUGAUAUUUUACAGCGGAUCGCCCAAGAGUUACAGUUUACAGUACACGAUGUCCAAACAAGAAUGGCCACUCUCAGGACACAGUUUGGGAAGCUAAUCAAGGAAAAAGCAAGUGGUAGUGGCUUUAAACAGCCAACAGCAAGGCAGAAAUGGAUAGUACAACACUUGCAGUUCCUGAAGCCCUUUCUUUUGCAAAGACCAAGUCAAAGUAGUUUGGAACUUGAAGAAAACACUGCUGCUCUAGGAGGAGAAGACAGUGAAAUGGAUAAUGAAACUGAUCUGUCACCUGGUUUAGAGCAGAGUUCUUGUGACACACCUUGUGAAAAUGACCAACCUGCUUCUGGACCGCCUGCCCCUGGAUAUCCUUUGUGUCGGGCCAAGUACAGGAGUAAAAAAAAUGAAAACAUUGAGCAACAAAAAAUAGCAAUACUCAACAAGGUUGCAGACCGAAUUUCUAAUAGGGAGGACAAAGGGGAGUAUUCCUUUGGGAAACAGGUAGGGGCGGAACUUGGGCGAAUUAAAAAUCCGGCCCUAGUAUUGAGAUUAAAAAGGGCAAUAAUGUCGCAGAUUUAUGAUGCACAAGAAAGUGAAAUUUCAGUGCCUCAAAUGCAAACUCACCCAGGCUUCCCUAUGUCUGGAAGUUACUAUUCUUCACAUCCAACAUACAUUCCACCACCCACACCAACACCACCCCCACGGCCUUUACUGUCCCAGCCGAAUUACACUGUAGUGCAUCAUGUAGAUGACACGGGGUGCAAUCAGCUCCAAGAGCUUUAAAACCUUUUUUUUUUUUUUUUUUUACUAUUUUGGCUGGUCGUUUAAAAAAGCUGUUAGUACUUUACAUAUUUUGAAUGUUAUGUUAUUAUAUAGUUCUACUACUGGAAUGAGCAAUUAACAUACUUUCAGGAAAAAAACAGAAACAUACCAGUAAAGUAUUAAUACCAAAACAAUGUUUUUCUGUAUAAAAUCACAGAAUGCUUAUUCUUUUAUAAGAAACUGAAGUUUAUUUUAUUUGCCACAAAGUUUUA
This is a messenger RNA of Pimephales promelas (fathead minnow), 1148 nucleotides long. The record is from RefSeq and is a predicted model, not a curated record. Lineage: Eukaryota; Metazoa; Chordata; Actinopteri; Cypriniformes; Leuciscidae.